This is a messenger RNA of Penicillium longicatenatum, 1566 nucleotides long. RefSeq lists its product as uncharacterized. Gene Ontology annotation, biological process: polysaccharide catabolic process. Gene Ontology annotation, molecular function: chondroitin hydrolase activity. The record is from RefSeq and is a predicted model, not a curated record. Bases 1 to 1566 code for a protein of 521 amino acids. NCBI's taxonomy places the organism in Eukaryota, Fungi, Ascomycota, Eurotiomycetes, Eurotiales, Aspergillaceae. The transcript has 2 exons.
AUGUUGGCUGGAACAAACGAGCACCACCUAAGCGACAGUCCCGCCCGCACCUUCAGCGAUUCAAGCGACUCAAGAAGCCCAACCAUGACAGAGCUCAGUCAGACAGAGGUUGAUGUUGAUAUUUUCAAGAAAACACAGGUCCUUGAUCCAAAUUCAUCACAGGCGUUGGGAAGUCGACUUCAAGAGCUGUAUAGUGAUAAUAUCACGGCCAAGGUCCUGCGUGCUGCUGUCAAUUGUCUUCAAAACAACAGCCCAAUCACUGAGUUUCCAGAAUGGGUGCCCCAGUCUGGGCCAAAUGCCGGAAAGUACGAAUGCCGCGAAGCAGACUUCUGGACAUGUGGAUUCUUCCCCGGUCUGAUCUACACAGUACUUGAGCGUUUGAUCAAGUACCCCCAAUCUGCGCCCAUUGGAACAAGCAACUCCAUCAUUAUAAAGAAACUGCAUGAGCUAGGCGAGAUCUGGUCGAAUCCCAUCCACCCCAUGGGCGCCCGGACGGACACACAUGACAUGUCCUUCAUAAUCCAACCAUCGAUGCGGCCUCGCUGGGAACUAUUCCACGACGAGAAGGCUCUUUCAACCAUAAUCACUGCCGCAGAGAGUCUCUACACACGGUAUAGCCCUGAGAUCGGUGCUAUCCGUUCGUGGGAUCAACUCACCCAAAAGGGUGUCAACAUCACAUCCAUGGAGCAUGAUUUCCUAGUCAUUAUUGACUCCAUGUGUAACCUGGACUUGCUUUACUAUGCAGCAGCUCACACUGGCCGCAAAAGGCUCGCGGACGCUGCCACUCGACACGCACACAAACUAUUACGCACCCAUCUUCGUCACGAAACCGGGACAUACUCCCAUCGCAAAGGCUACAAUGGCCCGCUUUUUAGUACGUUUCACGUUACGAACUUUGAUCCCGCGACCGGGUGUCUGAAAGAAGCUCGGACUGGUCAGGGUUACGCAAAGGAUUCAACCUGGGCCCGCGGCCAAGCGUGGGGAAUUCUCGGAUAUUCACAGACAUUCCAAUGGACAGGCGAGGAAGAAUUUCUCACCGCCGCAUGUGGGCUAGCAGAGUAUUUCCUUCUCAGGCUGGAAAUGGCGCCUGACUGCGUUGAGCAAACUAUUUCUGCUGGAUCUAAUGGCAAUGAUACGUCAGAACGUCGCACCUGUGGCCGCCUGGUUCCACUCUGGGACUUCGAUGCUCCUGUCGAUGAGGCGAACCCGCUUCGCGACUCAUCUGCUGGCGUGAUUGCCGCAAAUGGCUUACUGGUACUGGCACAGUCUCUCAUUUCUCGCGGUGAACACUCGAAGGGUCGUCGUUACCUUGAAGCCGCACUUUCGCUUGUUGAAGACGCGUUGGCUUUAUCGCUCGCGGAUGAAAAGGCGUCUAUUUUGGUGCUUGGGGACGAGAUUCUGGUGGAAGAUUUACAGCCUUAUGCGAGAUUCGAGGCGAUCUUGAAGAAUGCGACAGCCAAUCAUAAUGCGUCCGAUCAUCGUCGUUACUGGGAUCAUGGGCUAGUCUAUGGGGAUUAUUAUCUUGUUGAGUUUGGGAAUCGGUUGCUUCGAAUGGGACUUGCCUGA